AUCAGAGCACGCAUUUUGGAAACCCUUGUAAUGCUUAUUCUUCUUGCACUGCUUAUCCUUGGAAUCGUAUGGGUGGCUUCAGCACUCAUAGACAAUGAUGCUGCCAGUAUGGAGUCUUUAUAUGACCUCUGGGAAUUCUACCUCCCGUAUUUAUAUUCCUGUAUAUCACUGAUGGGAUGCUUGUUACUUCUGUUAUGCACGCCAGUGGGACUGUCACGGAUGUUUACAGUAAUGGGUCAGUUGCUGGUGAAGCCAACAAUUCUUGAAGACCUAGAUGAGCAGAUGUAUAUCAUCACUUUAGAGGAAGAAGCAAUUCAGAGGAGGCUUAAUGGUGUAUCGUCCACCGUGGAAUACCAGACAGUAGAGUUGGAACGGGAGCUUGAAAAAGUGAAAAGCAAGAAAACAAAUCUAGAAAGGCGGAAAAAAGCUUCUGCUUGGGAAAGGAAUUUAGUCUAUCCAGCUGUUAUGAUACUGCUACUGAUUGAGACGUCUAUCUCAGUCCUCCUAGUUGCUCUCAACAUUCUUUACCUGUUGGUUGAUGAGACUGCCAUGCCAAAGGGAUCAGGGGGGCCUGGAAUAGGAAAUGCCUCCCUAUCCACCUUUGGUUUUGUGGGAGCGGCACUUGAAAUCAUUUUGAUUUUCUAUCUUAUGGUAUCCUCUGUCGUCGGCUUCUACAGCCUUCGUUUUUUUGAAAAUUUCACUCCCAGGAAGGAUGACACAACUAUGACAAAGAUCAUUGGAAACUGUGUCUCAAUCUUGGUGCUGAGCUCUGCUUUGCCAGUGAUGUCUAGGACACUGGGAAUCACCAGAUUUGAUCUGCUUGGAGACUUCGGAAGAUUUAACUGGUUGGGAAACUUCUAUAUUGUGUUAUCUUACAACAUGCUCUUUGCUAUCAUGACAACAUUAUGUCUGGUCAGAAAGUUCACUUCUGCUGUGCGAGAAGAGCUCCUGAAAGCAUUAGGAUUAGAUAAACUUCAUCUGUCAAACAAUCCCAGAGACUCAGAGACAAAGCCGUCUGCAAAUGGGCAUCAGAAAACACUGUGAUGAACAAUCACCUGCAAUCCACAGAGCUGAAAACACCAACCUCAUGGCAUUCC
Messenger RNA from Antrostomus carolinensis (chuck-will's-widow), 1097 nucleotides. It is a transcript of the gene LMBR1, whose product is annotated as limb development membrane protein 1. Bases 31 to 1044 code for a protein of 337 amino acids. Gene Ontology annotation, molecular function: transmembrane signaling receptor activity. Gene Ontology annotation, biological process: signal transduction. NCBI's taxonomy places the organism in Eukaryota, Metazoa, Chordata, Aves, Caprimulgiformes, Caprimulgidae. The record is from RefSeq and is a predicted model, not a curated record. The transcript has 12 exons. Gene Ontology annotation, cellular component: plasma membrane.